Molecule: messenger RNA, 5724 nt
Organism: Pseudogymnoascus verrucosus
Lineage: Eukaryota; Fungi; Ascomycota; Leotiomycetes; Thelebolales; Thelebolaceae
Exons: 7
Coding region: 129-5114 (1661 amino acids)
Biological process (GO): DNA repair; regulation of DNA-templated transcription
Molecular function (GO): zinc ion binding; DNA-binding transcription factor activity, RNA polymerase II-specific
Source: RefSeq, a predicted model, not a curated record
CAAAUACCGGGUCUCUGUCAGGUUUGUUAGCUUAUUCCAGCAUGGGAUGUUUAUACUGACUGUAUGCUGGAGAAGAUACCAAUACCAGUUUCCCAGGUAUAGAUUGGGAGAGCGGCCCAGUACCAAAAAUGGCGCCGGGCAGCUGGUACUAUGAAGCCAAGCUAGUGGAAGAUACACCGGAAAAUGAGAUAUCCACAGACAAUAUCCUCAAAUCCCCGAGGAGAAGGAGGCCACCGGGCGGAGUCUCCGGUAGUACACUGGUUCAAAAGAGCGAGUCCAACCACACCGAGCAUGGGCUGAGACGCCAUGAGCAGCUUGUGAAGGGAAAGAAUGACCUCCAGGCUGGUAUUGAAAGUACCACGGCAGAGUGCUCAACGGACACACGCUCUAUUGGAAAGAAAACCUCUGGUUUCCACUCAGACACGCCUAUGAUGGACGGGGUUUCUGACAGCGAGCAGCCCGCAAUUCCAGAAGAGGUCGAAUCCGUGAUUGUGGUUCAGAGAACACCAAAGCGGGCCAAAACAGAGAGCAGUCUCAGUGAAGCAGCGAAUUCAGUCUCGAGACUUAGUUUUAAUGCCUCUGGAGUUAACGAACUUGAAAGGUCCAAUUGCUACGUUGAAACGGGAGUAGAUACUACUGCGACGGACGUUAGUUCUGCUGAGACCUCUUCUCUCAGCUUCAGUCAAGCAAACCUCGGAUCUACUCGUAGAUCAACCCGGCGGCCAAAUAAGGCUUCUUGCCACCAGUCUCCUACAGGAACCGUAGGUGACGGGCUUAUAAACGCCUCCAAGGCCCUCACUGCUCGGCCUCAGGAGGGUUCUGUGUGUGGCGUGGUGGUCAACAGUUCGUCGAGUACUCCUGCGACGGAUUUAAGCAUAUCCACAAAGUCUUUCAAUGAAGAACUCACCCAGAACAAUUUGACAGCGUCUAUACUACAAAGGCCUGGACCGACUUCACCCUCUAUCGGCUUCCACGAUCAAAGCAGUCUUGAUGAUUCACGAUCUACUUCACUUCUUUUAGAUCAAAUUCCACAGCAGCAGCUUCGACCUUCCGUUCAUCAAACAACUCCACAUCCUCAGCUUCAAUCUUCCUUUCUCCAAUCGACGAAUAGCUUGAAUGACAAGUCUAUUAUACCGCAGACACAAGAAUCUUCCAUUAUUCUGCCACCAACACCUGCUUUGAGCAGCACCACCCCGCUUGGUUCGUCAGAUAACACACCCCAUUUAUCUAACUCAAAGUUCAUUGCAACUUCCCAAGUCAAUACAUCUACAACUAUCCAACAAGAUCAACAAACUCACAAUCCGUUGAUGACGAACAUCGGAGCUAUGGCGGAAGCUGGUACUCGACCAAGCAGCGCCGAAGAGCUGGAUAGUGACAAUAGUUCAGUGCUCUCAGAUCUCGACUCGGAUGACUUCACCGAAGAAGAAGCCGCCUUGAUUUUGAAUUCACAUCAGCUGGAGCUGGCUGCGGAGCAGGAGGUGAAUGCCCCACCCGCCAAGUCUCGGGAGGCACGCCAGAAGAAUCAAACGCCAAAGAGGCCUCGUGGAAGACCUCCUAAAGAGAAGAAUGUAUCGCAAAAAGCGGCGGACCAUGCGAAAGCUGUCACAAAAAAGUCACCCGCGAGACCCAAGCCACUGAAGGGGGCCAGCCGAGCAACUGGAAGGAAGAAAAAAGUGGGCGGAGAGGAUGAGACAGAUGAUUUCCAGCCAGAAAAGGACUUGGGGUCUGCUACAGCGGAGCCGGGAGUGGGCCUUCGAGACAGGUCGAAACUCAAGGCACCGGUUACGUAUGACGACCAGGUUGCUGCCAUUGCGGACUUGAUGCAAAGGCCAGGUGACAAGACUGAGUUGGAGCUGGUUGUCUCUAGGAAGAAGACUGGGAAAGCGCGUGCUACAAGGGCUUCCGCAACCCCAUCCAACGUUCGGACUCCUUCGCGAAAGAAGGCUACUCCAUCGGCACCUCGUACUCCAGGAGUGUCAAAGAAAGCCCCUCCAAACAGCUCCAAGUACGCCGAACCAAGGCCCUCACCCCAUGACUCUGGAUUCAGUGAGGUUGCUUCUACAGAUGACGAGCAAGUGCUGAGCGACUUCACACCUCCCUCAAUCUCCUCGUCUGAUUCGCCGCAAGAGUCUUCUGUCAUAUCACCGUCUUCGCCCGAAGAAGACGCCGAGGAGGACAUCGUCGACCCUUCUUCACCGGAGGUCCCCCCCCAGAGAGCUAAAAGAGCUAGCGGCCACUUUGCUACCGAUAUUACCGUGGAGGAUGCAGAUUCCAGGACUGACCCUCCCAUUGGCCCUGAGCUGUCCGAACUGGCCCAAAAGGCACGGCUUGACGGUCAUAUUUCAAAAAGAUGGAAUCCUGAAGUUGCCCGAUUUGUAGACGGGAUAUGGAUGGCCCCGGCUAUGUGUGAUAGCUGCCGGGCUGGUACACACGAUAAUUGUGAUAGAGCAUUUCCCUGCUCUUCGUGUGUCAAGAAGGGCAGAGAUUGCAAUAUAAGAACCGUGAUGAUGAGAACGGCGUGCAACAAAAAUCCAGAAUAUAAUUUGGCUAUAACCCCGCUGCAUUUAAAUGCACCCAUGGUUUCUCAAAGUGGCGAUGGAACUUGGAGUUCAAUAAAACAGUCGCCUACUACGAUUCGCCCCCAAAAACGAAAGUGGGGAGAUUCAAGCAAAGACACUGCAAAUAGCAAGGGCCGACGUGCAGUUACUACAGCUCGUGACAAACGAUUGAGCAACAUGACGGGCCGUUCUGGUGAAAUCUCCCAGCACUUGAAGGCACCCCACAUUGUACAGAACGGCGAUGCAACAUGGAAUUUAACGGAGCAGGCGGGUCAUGCAAGCAACCCCUUGAAACAAAAGCGCAAAUAUGCUGGCGCUUCUGGUAAUUUGUCAGCCAAGAAGCAACACAGAUCACCUGCAUCGGGAUAUUCAAGCUGCGAAGAGACCUACGUUGAAGAUCCCGCCAAGCCUGGACAAGCCCUGGUUCGUUCUAAAAAGGGCCCGCGGGCGUAUAACCAUUACCAUCAAUCAGAACAGGAGAACUUGCCCGCCCCAUAUGGCCAGCCGCCCGUGUGGGCAUCGAAGCGACAACAACUAUGUGAAACUUUGCCAUAUUACAGAGCAUAUAUGUCCGGGGGGUAUCUGCACGAUGGCCUCGUCCGUGCAAUUUUAAUUGACAAGGAAAUCAGAGAACGCGAUGUUUUCGAGGAAGAAGUUGUCAUAACUCGAUGUGGUGGAGGACGAAAGCUGGAUGAAGCAACUAACAAGAUGGUUCAAACAACAGACCAGGAGAGAAGUGCGUAUGGUCUUGGGUUCGAACGGGCUAGGGAUAUGCAUAGUCCUGUCGCAAUCAUUGCUGGUCAAGGAAACUCCAAAAGUCCCUCAAAGCUUCCACACUAUUAUAACAUUCUCGAUUGGUUCCAUGUUACUGACGUCUGGGUGGAGAAGGUAGAAGGAUACAAGACAUGGUGCGUGAGAAUCGAGAAGAUUCGCCUCGAUGAGAAAUCUUGGUGGGCCAAAGCUGGCUCUACUCUCCCGAGUCCAUACCGCGACCUGGGUGCCAUCAAAGCAGCGUCGGGGAAAUGCUGUGUUUGUGGUGACAUUAGCAAAGCUAUAUUUGAACAGGGAUGGGUUUGCUUGAAGGCAUCCUGUGAUAAGUUCUUUGUUUUCGAUUCGCCUAUUGACGAUCGAAAACUUAUAUAUACAGAGACGUUUCUGAAGGAGCGUACCGCUUAUACUGGGAAUGCACCAGGGCCAUUGGCGCCUCCUCUCAUGACCGAAGCCGAUAUGAUCAUAACUGGGAAACGUGGGACCGAAUUCGCCUUCAAACAAGGUAUUGUGUGCCCGCUGUGCAAAGGCUGCAGUCGUCGGAAGCAAUGGUCAAAAUGGAUUUGCGAGACGGUGGGCUGUGGCUUUACUCACUCUUUGCCUAUCCAAAUAAUGAGUGUUAAGGACACAAUGUCGGAUAUUGCACGGAAUCACCGUCAACAAAACUUUGAGCCCAAAUUUGGAAUUAAACUUGAGGAAAAGACAAUGGGCGCCUAUAACGUCUUUGAGUAUGGGGUGCCAGGUCCUAAGGGUAACAUUGUAGGCGUUCUCCGGCUUUUCAAGUCAAGCGAUGCCAUCAAUAGAAAGCCCGACGGCCCCAACGACCUCUUCCGAUUGAUGCAAGAGAGUGACUUCGAUCUCCAGAGGCGACCUGUACGACAACCAAAUUCCAGUGGGGAGGUUCUCACCAAUCACUUCGCAACCAACUGGGGUGCACCGUAUAAAUUUGUCGUCGCACAGUCAUCCAGGGGAUUCAGUGAAGCCCCAAUAGUAAUUGUCAAGGCUUUGAAAAGAUUGACGUGGGCUGGCGAACAGACUCUUACUGACGUUGGAGAGCCCUUCCAUCCCUUCAAUGAGCUUCUUUCGAUUGGGUAUUUUCAAGACUGCAGCAUCGGAUACCACGACGAUGGCGAGUCGACACUGGGCCCAACAGUAGCCACACUCUCACUCGGCGCCUCGGCCACCAUGUCUCUUCGCCCCAAAGCAAAGGCAGCGGUGGGUGUUACUUCGAAGAAUGCCAAGGGUACUAAAGCUCCUGUUAUUCGCGUGACUCUUGAGCAUGGUGACAUGGUUAUAAUGCAUGGUUCUGGAGUUCAAACGUACUACGAGCAUGAGGUUGUACCACAUGGGACUCUUCGGUUUGCGUUAACCAGCCGCUAUAUCCAACCUGCGGAACUUGGAAGCGAUGCCGUCAGAGAGGAAGCUAGGAUCAAGGGCGCGUUACCUGAAGGUCAUGAGCAGUACAAGUAUGAUGGAGAUGAGAAUGUUAUAUUCUCACCAGAAGAAAUGAAGAAGGCCGAGAAGGAGGCGAGGAUACAUGCGUUGAUGCGCUCAGUAAACGAAUCUACGGCAAUACGCAAGGCUAUCGAGUCUCAAGGCGACGAUGAUGAGCUUUGCCAGAUGCGAAACAUUCUGGGCGAGCAUAUACGGGGCUUUAUGGGUGAUGAGAUGCCCGACCUUAUGUCUGCAUGUGGAAACGGAGUUCUCGCUCCUGAAGAGGUUGGCGAGGCCAUAUGCAGAAAGGAGAACCUGGAGGAAGUCGAUGUUCCAAUGGCCAGUGCUUUCUAACCGCUUUCACGAGCCGUUUGAACCAUAUUCAGCUUUUGGCAGGCCUUGAUGCAACCACUAUUUAUUACUUCAUUAUUUUAUAUCCAGUUUGCUCAAGUUUACGAAGAUCGAUAUACUCUCGGCACAUCUUCCGGCUUUACGCACUUUCAUGGAGGGCUCUGGGCAUUGCCGUCAAAGACUACAAUUCAAUCAAUUGCCGGCGCGAUGAUAUGAACUGCAUUGAUCCUGAUUAUACAUUAGCAUAUACUACAGGCGAGUUUACGACCAAUUUUCUGCUUUUCGGGGGUUUGCAACGAUAGGGAGGGGAUGGACACUUAUGCUUAUAUUUUGAGUUUUUGGGAGAAAGGAAGGGAAGGGAUGGCAAGUCGCUUUAUAAUUCUCAUUGACCAGGGCUCCUUUAUAUUUGCGUGGUUGCUUACAAUAUGUUUUAUCGAAAAUGGGGCAGGGAAUGGAAGGAUGAAUCUUGGAGUGGAUGCUUUGCGAUGUGCUUUGAUCAGUUGCCGAAUGGGAGUUGCUAAAUAUUUUCAGCGAGGAAUUUGAUGUUAUGGCUUCUGAAAGUGUGCACUAAAUGUGACUGGUAUAGUGACGUUGUCUUGAUGGUCCUGUUGUG